Messenger RNA from Monoraphidium neglectum, 1389 nucleotides. RefSeq names its product RuvB-like protein 2. The transcript has 12 exons. NCBI's taxonomy places the organism in Eukaryota, Viridiplantae, Chlorophyta, Chlorophyceae, Sphaeropleales, Selenastraceae. Gene Ontology annotation, biological process: chromatin remodeling; regulation of transcription by RNA polymerase II; box C/D snoRNP assembly. Bases 1 to 1389 code for a protein of 462 amino acids. The record is from RefSeq and is a predicted model, not a curated record. Gene Ontology annotation, molecular function: ATP hydrolysis activity; DNA helicase activity; ATP binding. Gene Ontology annotation, cellular component: Ino80 complex; NuA4 histone acetyltransferase complex; R2TP complex.
AUGGCGGGGCCCGAUGUAAAGGUCAACGCAGAGAUCCGUGACCUGACCCGGAUCGAGCGCAUCGGCGCGCACUCGCACAUCCGCGGCCUGGGUCUCGACGAUGCACUUGAGGCGCGCGCCGUGUCGCAGGGCAUGGUCGGCCAGACCAAAGCCCGCAAGGCCGCAGGCGUUAUCUUGAAGAUGAUCCAGGACGGCAAAAUCGCGGGCCGCGGCGUGCUGCUGGCGGGGCAGCCGGGGACCGGGAAGACCGCCAUCGCCAUGGGCAUGGCCAAGGCGCUGGGGGAGGAGACACCUUUCGCUAUGAUGGCAGCCAGCGAGAUCUUCAGCCUGGAGAUGUCGAAAACAGAGGCGCUCACGCAGGCGUUCCGCAAGGCGAUCGGCGUGCGCAUCAAGGAGGAGACUGAGAUCAUUGAGGGCGAGGUGGUGGAGGUGGAGGUCGACCGGCCAGAGGGCGGCAGCGUGUCCAAGACGGGCAAGCUGACGCUGAAGACCACCGAGAUGGAGACGAUCUAUGAUCUGGGGCAGAAGAUGAUUGAGGCCCUGGCGCGCGAGAAGGUGCAGGCCGGUGACGUCAUCGCCAUUGACAAGGCCAGCGGCAAGAUCACCAAGCUGGGGCGCUCCUUUGCCCGGUCUCGGGACUACGACGCCAUGGGCCCCUCCACCAAGUUCGUGCAGUGCCCCGAGGGGGAGCUUCAAAAGCGCAAGGAGGUGGUGCACGUGGUGACGCUGCACGAGAUCGACGUCAUCAACAGCCGCACGCAGGGGUUCUUGGCGCUGUUCAGCGGCGACACGGGGGAGAUCCGGCCAGAGGUCCGAGAGCAGAUCGACGCCAAGGUGGCGGAGUGGCGGGAGGAGGGCAAGGCCGAGAUCGUGCCGGGGGUCAUCUUCAUCGACGAGGUGCACAUGCUGGACAUUGAGUGCUUCUCGUUCCUCAACAGGGCGCUGGAGAACGACAUGGCACCGGUGCUGGUGGUCGCCACCAACCGCGGCAUCACUAAAAUCAGGGGCACCAACUACCGCAGCCCCCACGGCAUCCCUAUUGACCUGCUGGACCGCCUGCUCAUCAUUUCCACCGACCCCUACUCUGAGCGGGAGAUGCGGCUCAUCCUGGACAUCCGGUGUGAGGAGGAGGAUGUGGAGAUGACUGAUGACGCGCGGGAGCUGCUCACAAAAAUCGCCCACGAGACCAGCCUGCGCUACGCCAUACAGCUGAUCACCGCGGCCAGCAUGGUGUGCCUGCGCCGCAAGGGUGCGGAGGUCGACAUCGACGACAUCAGCCGCGUGUACAGCCUGUUCGUGGACGUCAAGCGCAGCACACAGUACCUCAUAGAGUACCAGGAGCAGUUCAUGUUCAACGAGGGUGUGCGGGCAGAUCUGGGGGCGGACUAG